Molecule: messenger RNA, 597 nt
Organism: Carassius carassius (crucian carp)
Lineage: Eukaryota; Metazoa; Chordata; Actinopteri; Cypriniformes; Cyprinidae
Product: GTPase IMAP family member 2-like
Exons: 2
Coding region: 148-597 (149 amino acids)
Molecular function (GO): GTP binding
Source: RefSeq, a predicted model, not a curated record
AAUGCUUACAGAUUUUUAUAAAAUAGAGACACCAGAGAAAGACUGAGAACUAAGAAACAGGACACUGGGAGUCAGAAAAAAGGAGAUAAAGUAAGAUGAUAUUGAAUCAAACCUCAAGAACUUAAAAGUGACGGUCUGUGACGCAUUAUGGAGGCAGGAGAGGACUCUGAUUGUCAUGAAAAUUGUCCAGCUCUUCCAGAGAUAAAGGCCAUUAUAGUCGGCAGUAAAGCAGAGUACAAAUGCAGUGCAGCUAAAACCAUUUUUGGCCAGAAUGACUGUAAAGUGGGUAAAGAGAUAGUUAAGAGUGAGAUUAGGCAGGGGACAGUUCAAAACAGGUCUGUCACUUUGGUAAUGACACCAGGAUGGUGGAGGAGCUUCACACUGGCAGAGAGUGCUAAGUUUUUAAAGAUGGAGAUUGUGCACAGCUUAAAACUGUGUCCUGAUCCACAUGCCUUUCUUCUUGUCAUCAAUCUACACAAACCAUUUACAGUCAUGCACCUAAACAGUGUGGUGGAGAACAUGGAGAUUUUUGGUGAGCAGAUCUGGAACCACACCAUCGUUCUGGUCAUGUAUGAAAACAAAGAGCAGAGAAAUUAA